GUUCAUCCGGAAACAGGGCCUGGACCGUCUUUUCCUGGAGUGUGAUGCACACAUGUGGCGCCUGGGGGACCGGCGGAUCCCAGAGGGCAUCGCCGUGGAUGGUGGCUCAGACUGGUUCCUGCUGAACCGGAAGUUCGUGGAGUAUGUGGCAUUUUCCACAGAUGACCUGGUGACCAAGAUGAAACAGUUCUACUCAUACACCCUCCUUCCCGCUGAGUCCUUUUUCCACACGGUCCUGGAGAACAGCCCCCACUGCGACACCAUGGUGGACAACAACCUGCGCAUCACCAACUGGAACCGCAAGCUGGGCUGCAAGUGCCAGUACAAGCACAUUGUGGACUGGUGUGGCUGCUCUCCCAACGACUUCAAGCCCCAGGACUUCCAUCGCUUCCAG
Psammomys obesus (fat sand rat) is the source of this 394-nucleotide messenger RNA. RefSeq names its product xylosyltransferase 1-like. Gene Ontology annotation, biological process: heparan sulfate proteoglycan biosynthetic process; chondroitin sulfate proteoglycan biosynthetic process. The annotation marks the transcript as partial. Gene Ontology annotation, molecular function: protein xylosyltransferase activity. The record is from RefSeq and is a predicted model, not a curated record. NCBI's taxonomy places the organism in Eukaryota, Metazoa, Chordata, Mammalia, Rodentia, Muridae. The transcript has 2 exons. Gene Ontology annotation, cellular component: membrane.